AUGAAUCUUUUUUACCUACUUCUUUCGAUAACCUCGGUAUCCUUCGCCGAGGUAGCUGUCGAUUGGUCGAUGACGGGAGUUGAUGUGCUUAAUCCCAAUACGACCCCAAACACCAAGAUUACUGCUCGAGCAUUUCCUAAUGUACGGAGAAACCUUGGUCAAGAGGCCUGUGCAGCCGAUACCCGAACUAUCGCUGAUCCACGCACCCGAAAUCGACGUUAUACCUACCAGACAAAACUUCUAUCGGCAGUUUGUGAGAACGACAUCGAUUACACUGCGAAAUGCCAAACAGUAAUUCCUACGAACAACAAUGCUGUUAUUACACAUCAGGAAAAAUGCGUGGACGAUGAAGUUUGUCAGCAGGUCUCUUAUAGGAACUUUCUUGGGCAAACGUCAAGUGAAGUAUCCUGCGUAGAGAAGGAUGCUCAAAGACAUCAGUUUGAAUGGUCAACAGAUUCCUCAUCAACUGAUGGGAACCACUGUGGUCCUGGAUUGACUGUAAUUAAUGAGGAGGACGAUCUUACGAUUAGUGUUCAAUUUUACGGUGGCAAUCCUAGUUCACAUGCGCCGCGAAAAUGGGUCUCUGAAGCUUGGCUUCAAAGUAACAAAAGAACUGAAAGGAUUGAAGACAUCCGUGGAGUAAAUGGAUUGUAUUGGAAGGGAGCAGGUCAUACUGGAGAAACGAUCCAGGCAUGUUUUAUUCGCAAUACAGUCAACGAUGCUACAAACGCAUUGCUAAACUGGGUUGAUGGUUAG
Molecule: messenger RNA, 756 nt
Organism: Bipolaris zeicola 26-R-13
Lineage: Eukaryota; Fungi; Ascomycota; Dothideomycetes; Pleosporales; Pleosporaceae
Exons: 1
Coding region: 1-756 (251 amino acids)
Source: RefSeq, a predicted model, not a curated record